This is a messenger RNA of Anopheles cruzii, 2809 nucleotides long. RefSeq names its product DNA replication licensing factor Mcm2 (gene Mcm2). The record is from RefSeq and is a predicted model, not a curated record. Lineage: Eukaryota; Metazoa; Arthropoda; Insecta; Diptera; Culicidae. The coding region runs from base 1 to 2667 and encodes 888 amino acids. Gene Ontology annotation, molecular function: single-stranded DNA binding; 3'-5' DNA helicase activity; single-stranded DNA helicase activity. Gene Ontology annotation, cellular component: MCM complex; nucleus. The transcript has 2 exons. Gene Ontology annotation, biological process: DNA replication; double-strand break repair via break-induced replication; mitotic DNA replication initiation.
AUGUCGGACGCGCCAAGCUCGCCAGCACCAAACCUUCCGUCGGAGAUGGAUCGCCGAAACUUUCGGUCCGGGAUGACCUCUCCGGUUGGCGAUUUCGAGCCGUUCGAGAACGAGGAAGAAAUCCUCGGCGACACGACGGUACGCGACGACAAUAUGGUCGACGAGGAGGAAGCCGAUGGCGAGGAGCUGUUUGGUGACAACAUGGAAGCCGACUACCGGCCGGUGCCGCACCUGGAUCGGUACGAUAUGGACGAGCUGGAUGUCGAGGAGUACAGCGAUAUUUCGCAGACAGAUCGAGCCGCGGCUGAGGUCGCAAUGCGGCGACGCGAUCGGGCGGCCGGUAUUCAUCGCGACGAUCAGGAUCAUCUAUUCUACGACAAAAGCGAUGACGAGGAUGACAUCCCGCAGGCGAAACGCCGGGCCGCGGAGAAGGCGGCGGAGAUUGAAACGGAGGACGCGGAGAUGGUUGAAUCGAUUGAGAACCUCGAUGAAACGAAAGGACACAGCAUCAAAGAGUGGGUUUCGAUGUUGGGACCUCGGACCGAAAUUUCUAAUCGAUUCAACAACUUUCUGCGAACGUUCGUCGAUGAGAAGGGAACUUACGUUUACCUCGGUCGGAUUAAGCGCAUGUGUCAACAGAACAACUCGAGCUUUGUGGUGUCGUAUCCGGAUCUGGCACGCAACCAACAUGUCUUGGCGUACUUUCUGCCCGAGGCACCCUUCCAAAUGCUCGAAAUUAUGGACAAGGUCGCAAAGAAGAUGGUAACUGACAUCCAUCCGUGGUACGAGCGCGUGACGAAUGAGAUCCAUGUCCGCAUUUCGGAUCUCCCGCUCGUGGAGGAAUUACGCACGUUCCGGAAGCUUCAUUUGAACCAACUGGUUCGAACGUUGGGCGUUGUUACGGCAACGACCGGAGUGCUGCCACAGCUUUCGGUCAUCAAGUACGAUUGCGUCAAGUGUGGCUACGUGCUGGGGCCAUUCGUCCAGAGCCAGAACACGGAGGUCAAGCCGGGUUCUUGUCCCGAGUGUCAGAGUGCUGGACCGUUUUCGAUCAACAUGGAGCAAACGCUGUAUCGAAACUACCAGAAGAUUACAUUGCAGGAAUCGCCCGGUCGUAUUCCGGCGGGACGUAUUCCACGUAGCAAGGAUUGCGUGCUGCUGGCCGACCUCUGUGACCAGUGCAAGCCGGGCGAUGAGAUUGAGGUAACGGGUAUUUACACCAACAACUACGAUGGAUCGCUAAACACGGAGCAGGGCUUUCCGGUGUUUGCCACCGUCCUUAUUGCCAACCAUUUGGUGGUGAAAAACAGCAAACACGUAGUGGCAUCGCUAACGGAUGAAGAUAUUUCGACGAUCCAGCGGCUGAGUAAGGAUCCGCGCAUCAGCGAGCGGAUCGUGCAGAGCAUGGCACCGUCGAUUUACGGGCACAACUACAUCAAGCGUGGCCUUGCACUGUCUCUUUUUGGCGGUGAAUCGAAAAAUCCCGGCGACAAACACAAAAUUCGUGGCGAUAUUAACAUUUUACUGUGCGGCGACCCAGGAACGGCCAAGUCGCAGUUUCUAAAGUACACAGAAAAGAUCGCUCCACGAGCGGUAUUCACUACCGGCCAGGGUGCUUCGGCCGUCGGUUUGACGGCAUAUGUGCGACGUAAUCCGACGACACGCGAGUGGACCCUGGAAGCUGGUGCCCUGGUGCUGGCCGAUUUGGGAGUCUGCCUGAUUGAUGAGUUUGAUAAAAUGAACGAUCAGGAUCGAACUUCGAUUCACGAAGCUAUGGAGCAGCAAUCAAUCUCCAUCUCGAAGGCAGGCAUCGUGACGUCACUGCAAGCGAGGUGUGCCGUGAUUGCGGCAGCCAAUCCUAUCGGUGGACGCUACGAUCCAAGCAUGACGUUCUCGGAGAACGUGAACCUAUCCGAACCAAUUUUGUCCCGAUUCGAUGUUCUGUGUGUGGUGAAGGAUGAGUUUGAUCCGAUGCAAGAUCAACUUCUGGCCCGGUUCGUGGUCAACUCGCACAUCAAAAAUCACCCAUCAAUGGUGGACGUGGUGCCAGAAUCGCAGCCCGAGGACAGCAUGCAGAUACCGCAGGAGCUUUUGAAGAAGUACAUCGUGUACGCAAAGGAGAACGUACACCCGAAGCUGUCGAAUAUGGAUCAGGACAAGAUCGCCAACAUGUACUCGCAGCUGCGCCAGGAAUCGCUCUCGACCGGCUCACUCCCUAUCACGGUGCGACACAUUGAAAGUGUUAUUCGAAUGUCAGAAGCGCAUGCGCGCAUGCACUUGCGCGACACGGUGCAGGACGUAGACGUGAACAUGGCCAUCCGUAUGAUGCUGGAGAGUUUCAUCGAAGCGCAAAAAUUCAGCGUGAUGAACAAAAUGCGCUCCACGUUCCAGAAGUACCUGUCGUUCCAGCGCGAUCACUCCGAAUUGCUGUUCUUCAUUCUGCGUCAACUGACGCUCGAUCAGCUCGCCUACCUGCGGUGCAAGGAUGGACCCCGAGCCACGCACGUCGAGGUCAUGGAGAAGGAUCUGUCCGAACGGGCUAAAGCGAUCGACAUUCACAAUCUCAAGCCAUUCCUGGAAUCGGAAGUUUUCAAAACCAAUGGAUUCUCCUACGAUGCCAAGCGGAAGAUUAUCGUACAGAUCGUACCCGAGGCGGCUGAAGCGUAAAGUGGAAAACGACGGCUACACCAACUUGCUUUACUAAAUAUGUAUGGUUUAUUUACGUUUUCUGAUUAUUUUGCGCGUUUCACUUUUCUCAUUAUCAAUAUGUACAAGUUAGACGAUUACUUUUACGAAUAAAUGUGUGCUU